Messenger RNA from Cuscuta campestris, 1513 nucleotides. Lineage: Eukaryota; Viridiplantae; Streptophyta; Magnoliopsida; Solanales; Convolvulaceae. The record is from the annotation of a GenBank genome assembly.
UCGGAUCUCAAACCUACCCCCCAAUUCCUGAAACAAAUCUUCUGCCAGAUCCCAUUUCCAUAUCUCUGUCUAAUUCUUCGAUUUCAUCGAAUCUCCAAACAGUUGCUUGCUAACUCUCAUCAUUCAAUCCGAUUAUUUGUCGAGGGAAGGAAGAAGACGACAGGUGGGGAGAUAGAUACAGUUAUAUAUAUACAGGGGAUUCUUCUUUCAAUUGCUCCCUUUUGAGCUUCUCCUCCUGGCCAUGCGAAGCUGGUCGUCCGCUAUUGGCCUCUCCAGAGAGGGCUUUUCCGGUGAAUUUCGCCCCGCCGCCGCUGACAUUUCCGCUGAAUUUAUCUUUCGAUUCGUUCUCCGUACGCAUAAUAGCAAUGGCUUCAGAUGCUCAUGGCCCUAGUCCUCGAGGUCUUCUCUGCAAUGCCGGGGCAGGUGCCGCCGCCGGAGUUAUUGCAGCUACUUUUGUAUGCCCUUUAGAUGUUAUCAAGACAAGAUUUCAGGUUCACGGGCUACCAAAGCUUGGCAGCACUAAUAUUAGGGGGAGUCUUAUACUUGGUAGCUUAGAACAGAUAUUCCAAAGGGAGGGAUUGCGCGGGAUGUACCGUGGGCUUUCUCCCACGGUUUUGGCAUUACUUCCAAAUUGGGCUGUGUAUUUUACAAUAUAUGAGCAGCUGAAAUCUUUUCUCUGCACUGAUGAUGAAAGGCAUCAUCUUUCUAUUGGAGCGAAUAUGCUUGCAGCUUCUGGUGCUGGGGCUGCAACUACAAUUGCCACAAAUCCUCUUUGGGUUGUGAAGACUAGACUUCAGACUCAAGGAAUGAAAGCUGGUGUGGUUCCAUACAAAAGUACACUAUCGGCAUUAAGGAGAAUAGUUCUUGAAGAGGGCAUCCGUGGGCUGUAUAGUGGUCUUGUGCCUGCUCUUGCUGGUAUCAGUCAUGUAGCUAUCCAGUUUCCAACAUAUGAGAAGAUCAAGAUAUACUUGGCUAAUCGAGAUAACACCACGACAGAUAACCCUAGUGCUACCAAUGUUGCUGUUGCAUCAUCACUUUCAAAAAUAUUUGCAUCCACAUUGACUUAUCCACAUGAGGUUGUGAGAUCAAGGCUUCAAGAACAAGGCCAUCACUCCGAGAAACGAUACACGGGUGUCAUUGAUUGCAUUCGGAAAGUUUUCCAGCAAGAGGGCGUCCCUGGUUUUUACCGUGGUUGUGCUACCAAUUUACUGCGGACGACACCGGCUGCUGUAAUUACUUUCACCAGUUUUGAGAUGAUACACCGAUUCCUUGUUACCGUCUUCCCUCCCGAUCCUCACCCUCAACCAUUAUUGUGAGUCGGAGGAUCAAUUUAUAUCAUGCAUUGGAAAUUACUACUAGUAUGUGCAUUCUUGUACAGGUUGUCUGCCCACAUACCAUAGAAUAGCAAGAUUGCAACUGCCAUACAACUGUAAUACACCAAUGCUGAUACUGUACCGAUGAUGAUGAUGAUAAAUAUUUUAAGGUGCUAAGACACUAAAUUUUAUUUCUUGGG